CCUCAGCAACCUCUGCGAAAAGAACCACACCGCAACUUUACUCUACUACAGCAAAUCAUAAGCUGCAUCGUUAGCCAUGGCUCUCGAUCGUGUUGUCAGCUUGGUCCUGCGAGCGGCCGAGCUUGUCUUUGCGGCCAUCGUCGCUGGCGUCAACGGCGAAUACCUUCACAAUGCCCGUGGCGCAAGCUCAUGGCAGCUCGGCCGUUUUAUCUACACCGAGGUCGUUGCCGCGUUGGGCAUGCUCUUCUCUCUACUUCUUCUGAUCCCGUUCUCAAGCACUUUUGUCCAUUGGCCGUUGGACAUUUUCAUGUCCAUCAACUGGUGGAUUGUAUUUGGUCUUCUCGUCGAUCUUGUCGGCACCUCUUGUGGUCGUGUCUUUGACUGGAACAACGUCCACCCAGUGCAUGGAGACCAGUGUGGGAAGACCAAGGCUGUCAUCGCCUUCAGCUUCCUUUCAGCUCUCCUGUGGCUCGUGUCUGCCCUCGUCGGCUUCUUCUGGGUCAGGAAGAGAGAGCGCACUGCACGAAGAGCCGAAGAUGCCCACCACAACCGUCGCCGAGGCCCUUGGUUCCGCAGCAGAGUUUGAGUCUAGACUCAUGCCCGCUUGCAGCAGCAAUCAGCCUGAAGCUUUCCGUGUCUGCUGAAGACUUUUCCAAAAGAGCUAGGCAGUGAUCUAAGUUGACCAACUGUCGGUCUUGGCAAGUGAUUGGAUUGCGUGAAACAUUCCGAGUUACCGUGCCUGUGUGGGAACUAAUGCAUGAUAUGUUGGAGGAUUUCCUUGUUUUUCUUCGAUGUCUGUUUUGGGUUGGACCUUGGCGUUGUAUAACGCGGAAUAGGAGAUACGGAUACUGUGCCAUGGAAGUGUUGGAUUGUUUACGAAUAACGGAUAUGACUUUGCUAGCCGUUACCUAAUUAAUCAAUCGAUGUAAUGC
This is a messenger RNA of Fusarium graminearum PH-1, 932 nucleotides long. RefSeq lists its product as uncharacterized. The transcript is spliced from 2 exons. Gene Ontology annotation, cellular component: membrane. The record is from RefSeq and is a predicted model, not a curated record. Bases 77 to 586 code for a protein of 169 amino acids. NCBI's taxonomy places the organism in Eukaryota, Fungi, Ascomycota, Sordariomycetes, Hypocreales, Nectriaceae.